AUGUGGAGACGGACUUACCUGCUGCUGCUGGUGAUUCGUGUUUACUUUGCGCUCUCGCCCAGCUAUCUACAUCCUGAUGAGAAUUUCCAGGGCCCCGAGGUUUAUGCUGGUCGGGUCCUCGGCUACCCCUCCAAGCUUCCUUGGGAGUUCACCGCCGAACAUCCCAUAAGAAGCGUGUUCCCGAUAUGGCUGAUCUACGAGGUUCCCAUGAGCCUGAUGAAAUGGUUCUACACGGAAACGGGUGGUGGCAGUCCACCCCCUCAACUGGUGUACUACACUUUGCGUGGUGGCAUGUUCCUGCUGAGUUUUGUACUUGAGGACUGGGCUGUGUAUGAGUUGGUGCCAUCCCCGCGCGACCGUCGCGCAACAGUUGUCCUGGUGGCCUCGUCAUAUGUCACCUGGACAUAUCAGACGCACACUUUCUCCAACUCUCUGGAAACCUUAUUGGUCGCCUGGAGCUUGGUUUUAAUUCGCCGCAUACUCGAGAACAAGCAACGCUCUUCUUACUUCUCGUAUGCCGUGUUUUCCUUCAUCAUUGUGGUCGGAAUUUUCAAUCGCAUCACUUUCCCCGCGUUCUUACUCAUUCCUGGUCUGCAAUUGUUGCCAUACUUCAGGCGCAAACCAAGCUCGCUUCUCGCUAUUGUUGGAUUCGGCAUCUUCUUCACUCUGAUCGCAAUCACCGACGACACAAUCUUCUACCGCCCGUCCUUUUCCUUCCUCGCUGGCGUGCGCCAUCCCGUCAUCACACCAUUGAACAACCUUCUCUACAACUCCGAUACCUCCAACCUCGCUAACCACGGCCUCCAUCCACGCCACCAGCAUUUCACAGUGAACCUCAUUCAGCUGCUUGGACCAGCCUACAUCGUCAUGAUUCUCUCCAUCUUCCGCAAACCAUCUAUUCCGAAGUGGUUGCGCAAUGUGCGGGCAACCUCCGCCCUCUCCGCAACCCUCCUCCUCUCUAUUUUCCCCCACCAAGAACCACGCUUCCUCAUCCCGUGCGUCCCUCUCAUCCUCAGCUGCAUUCGGAUCCGGCGGUCGCGCAUUUUCCUCGCAGCUUGGAUCAUCUUCAACGUAGCCAUGGGCUUCCUCAUGGGCGUCUAUCAUCAAGGGGGUAUCGUCCCUGCCCAGCUGGCCAUGCGCGACAUCAUCUCCACCAACACCGCUUCACAGGGUGUCAAGUCGAACCCAGAUACGUCGGUAUUCUGGUGGAAGACAUAUUCCCCUCCGCACUGGCUGCUCGGUGCUGGGAAUAGUUCCACACCUGCGAUCGCCACUCUCGAUCUGAUGGGUAUUUCGGGCCUAGAGCUUAUUCGACGUCUGGACCAGGCGGUACCGCCAUGUGGGACCAUCUCGCCGGUUUACCUUGUCGCGCCGACGUCGGCAAAUUUCCUGGACGAGUACACCGCUACAGGAACUCCUCGUACGCCAGAUCUUCAACUCUACCGCCUGUGGAGUUACCGCAAACAUCUCAAUUUGGAUGAUUUGGACUUUGGGGACGACGGCGUGGUUCCGACCCUGAAGCGGGUUGUUGGCCGACGUGGCCUGGGGGUUUACUCUGUCCGGCGAAGCUGCAAAUAA
This is a messenger RNA of Penicillium oxalicum, 1578 nucleotides long. It is a transcript of the gene smp3, whose product is annotated as glycosylphosphatidylinositol-alpha 1,2 mannosyltransferase smp3. Gene Ontology annotation, molecular function: alpha-1,2-mannosyltransferase activity. Gene Ontology annotation, cellular component: endoplasmic reticulum membrane. Gene Ontology annotation, biological process: GPI anchor biosynthetic process. The record is from RefSeq and is a predicted model, not a curated record. The coding region runs from base 1 to 1578 and encodes 525 amino acids. Lineage: Eukaryota; Fungi; Ascomycota; Eurotiomycetes; Eurotiales; Aspergillaceae. The transcript is spliced from 4 exons.